AUGCUCCUCCGACUUUUCACCUUGAUCGCUCUUCUCUUCGCUCUUGUUUGCAUUGUUUAUGGAGCCGAUGAGCAAGCACUUGAAUCAGAAGAUGCAGAUAAUGUGGCUCCAUUGAGGCUCGUUCGAUUAGCGAACUCUGACGCUGACAUAGAUUUACCACAAAUCUACAAGCGAUGGGCCACACAGGUUCGAUUCGGGAAGCGAGCGGCGAACAGCUGGGCCUCGUCUGUGCGAUUCGGC
This is a messenger RNA of Mesorhabditis belari, 240 nucleotides long. NCBI's taxonomy places the organism in Eukaryota, Metazoa, Nematoda, Chromadorea, Rhabditida, Rhabditidae. The record is from the annotation of a GenBank genome assembly.